AAAUGUGCUACCGACAUUGUAGAGUGCCAAUAUUCUCACUUCACCAGUUGAAGCAACUAGUAGUAUCAACUCAAGCAGCAUGCAUCUCUUAAGCUCUAUCAUGUUUGUAGUUGGAGCAGUCGUGCUCUUUACUCUUAAUGGAACGGAAUCCUUCGCCCUCGGUCGCAAUGUUACCACCUUCUUAGACGACGAUUAUCACGAUGCCAACAGCAACGAGACAUCCACAGACGACUAUUACCUAGACAGUCUGGAGCUCACCGAUAAUCAGACUUCACUCGAAGACGUCCAUCCGCACGAUUCGUUGGAAUUCAACAGCCGAUUAGUCAAGCGUGAUUUGGAGUUUGCACUGCUCGAUCAGUCAACUAGUAACGGAAGUCUUGUCCUGGUAUUAACUGACGACGGAUUAUCCUUGGAAGACGUAGCAGAGCAGGAAGACCAAGCCAAUCCUACCAUUAGGGUCGACCAUCUUCCCCUGGAUGACUUACAUCACCUGCGCAUCGAUUCCUUGGAAGUUGUGGACGAUUUUGACAAGCGUCAUGUUCCCGCUGGUGAUGCUGGCCUGCUAAUCGUACAAGGUGCGGACGGAAGUGAGCACGCCUUUCUAACGGACGGUCAUCAUUUUGACGAUUAUUCUUUGGAAGUUGUCAGUAAUCACGACGAACAAGUCUCACUGCUUUCGGCCUUGGAUCAGCAGCCGCUUACUGGAGUCUUCACCCAUCCAUUGUCCGACGAUUUGUAUCUCGUCAAGGAGUACCUGGGCGACUAUUACUUGUGGGAAAUGGAGGACGAAUUGGCCAGAGCAUACCUGUCGCAAUCCGUCAAUCUCAACGAUCCAAUCGUGUUCCACUUGACUGAUGAUAGACGACCCAAGAAGCUAAGUGCAGUUCAUUUUGCUCAAUUUACACCUGUGCAAUCAGUCUUGAACGAUCGGAUUCAUGCCACCAGCCCUGCACUUUAAUUCGUGUUACAUUACGUUCGGACAUGAGGGUUGUUUUCAAAUGUAAAGUAUUUUGAAGGAUUCCGACACGUCGUAUUAUUAUAUUAUAGCAUCACUUUUCUAAUAACACUUGUUUCCAACAAUUGUAUUGAAUUGCAUAGUUUGUUUUUGUUACAUGGCAUCAGAUAUCGUAUCAGAUAUAAUCAAAUAAAAACAACAAAAGAAAA
This is a messenger RNA of Daphnia pulex (common water flea), 1164 nucleotides long. RefSeq lists its product as uncharacterized. The transcript is spliced from 2 exons. Bases 80 to 958 code for a protein of 292 amino acids. NCBI's taxonomy places the organism in Eukaryota, Metazoa, Arthropoda, Branchiopoda, Diplostraca, Daphniidae. The record is from RefSeq and is a predicted model, not a curated record.